GCUGAUGCACGCGACAGCUUCCUGAAAACCCCAAGCACGGCUGACGUCAUCCCCGUCGGUCCGUUCCCCCUUCCGCCCCAACGCAAAACCUCUGCCCCCAUGUCCGCCGCCGCCGCCGCCGCCCGCGCCGCGCGGCUGCUGCUACCGUGUCUCUCCCAGACCACUGCCACGCGCCUUCUCCAUGCGAGUGCUUCGCAGGGAGCGGCACGGGAGGCGUCCGGUAGCUUCAUCCACCCCGCCGCCGUCGUCCACCCCGAUGCAGUCGUCGGUCAGGGCGUCUCGAUAGGGCCCUUUUGCACGGUAGGGCCUUCAGCCAGGAUUGGUGAUGCCUGUCAAUUACAUGCUGGGAGCCAUGUCGUGGGAGAUACUGAGCUAGGGGAGGGAUGUGUUGUUCAAACUGGUGCUAUUCUUGGUGCAGAUAUCCCUGGCCAGACAGUUAUUGGGGAAAACAACAUCAUCGGACACUAUGCUACUGUUGGUAUAAAAUGCCAAGAUUUGAAAUAUAAGACUGGAGAUGAAUGCUUUCUACACAUUGGUAGAAAUAAUGAGAUCAGAGAGUACUGCUCCAUUCAUCGUUCUUCCAAAUCUUGUGACUGCACGGUUAUCGGGGACAAUAAUCUUAUAAUGGGUUCGUGCCAUAUUGCUCAUGAUUGCAAGAUUGGUAACAACAACAUAUUUGCUAAUAAUACUCUGUUUGCUGGCCAUGUAGUUGUCGAAGACUGUACUCACACUGCAGGAGCUGUUGUUGUCCAUCAAUUUUGUCAUAUUGGGUCAUACUCAUUUCUUGGUGGAGGCUCUGUGGUUGCACAAGAUGUGCCAAGGUACAUGAUGGUUGCAGGUGAUAGAGCAGAGCUUCGUGGUCUGAAUCUUGAAGGUCUUAGGCGCAAUGGAUUCUCCGACCAAGAGGUACGAAGUUUGAGGAAAGCUUAUCAGAAAGUAUUUAUGCCAACUAUUACUAUUGAGAGUAGCUUUGAAGAGAGACUGGCUGAAUUGGAACGGGAAGAGCUGUCAAAAACUCCUGCUGUAUCCUGCAUGGUGGAAUCAAUUCGCAUGUCGUUUGAUCAAGGACGUCGAGGGAUUUGCAAAUUCAGAAGUUGGAACAGUUCAUAAGUUAAUCAGCUCUUAAGUUCACCUGGCAAUUACCUCAGACGUUACUUAGGUGCAUAUUCAAUUAUGCUGUUGAUCUUCUAUACCUGAACAAGUGGGCACAUACCCUGUAUAUUGGACCAGGCAGUCCUGUCCGAACCUGGCGAUCAACAAGAUGUUCUUUACAUCUGUGUAUAGGACAUUCAGGAAGCCCACUGUAGCCAGAAUUUUGUUCCGGAUGUAUGAGAUUUUUCAUCCUAUUUGUAGUUGUGCUAAUUUACAGCGCAUCCUGGAUUUUGUUCAGAAUGUACAUGGUGGCCUAGAUCCCAGGUUCAAAUCUGUAAUAUCUGAAUAACGUCACCAUUAAUUGAGACCGAAUUUUGCAAUAAUGUUUAUUUGGGAUGA
Panicum hallii is the source of this 1491-nucleotide messenger RNA. Its product is annotated as probable acyl-[acyl-carrier-protein]--UDP-N-acetylglucosamine O-acyltransferase, mitochondrial. The record is from RefSeq and is a predicted model, not a curated record. The coding region runs from base 100 to 1110 and encodes 336 amino acids. NCBI's taxonomy places the organism in Eukaryota, Viridiplantae, Streptophyta, Magnoliopsida, Poales, Poaceae. Gene Ontology annotation, molecular function: acyl-[acyl-carrier-protein]-UDP-N-acetylglucosamine O-acyltransferase activity. Gene Ontology annotation, biological process: lipid biosynthetic process. The transcript has 11 exons.